CAAUAUUUUGACGUAACUUUUAAUUUUAAAAUCCCUUUCUCUCUUUCUCUCUUUUCGUUUGGAAAUAUGGCAUGUUCAAAGUUAUUCUCAGGAGAUUUACCUGAGUUAACGAACGAAAUUAUUCAAUGUUUUCAUUAUGAUUAUAAAACAUUACAUUCGUGUAUAUUGGUUAAUAGAUUAUGGUGUCGUUUAGCAAUUCCAUUAUUAUGGGAAGAUCCAUUUUCAGUUAAACUUCCUAAAAAUUAUUACUUUAUUGAAACUUAUUUGCGAAAUUUGAAUGAUGAUGAUAAAGCAAAAUUAAAUGAAUAUGUAAUUCAUAAUGAAUUAUUUCCUUCAAACAUACUAUUUAAUUAUCCUAGAUUCAUUCAACGUUUAGAUACAUAUAAAAUUUGUUUCUCUAUUGAAAAAUGGGUUGCAACUGUCAGGAUUUCAACAAGAAGAGGGCAACAUUCCAAUUAUUCUAUGCAAAAUAUAAAUUUAUCAGCUUCACAAACAUCAAACUUCACAAAACUAAUUUUUAGAUCAUUAUUUCUAAUAUUCAUUAAAAACGAAGUUAAUUUGCAUAGUUUUAAAAUGUCAAUGGCUACAUUUAGUGAUAUUGAAUAUUAUGAUGAGAUUAUUGGAUUAAUCUUACAAAACCGUAAUUUCAUUUAUAAUAUUAAAAAUUUAACACUUGAUCUUGAUGAUGCAAAAUAUAACACAAUAAAAUUUUUAGAAUUUCUUUGUUCUAAUUGCAAUUCAAUUACAUCACUUAAUUUUCUACUUCCUUCAUUUCAUGUUUAUCCAAUAAUCGAAAAAAAUUUUUCACAAAUAAUUAAAUCUCAAGUAAAUCUUAGAAAGAUUUCAUUUGGUUUUGGUGAUGAAUACUCCUUAUACCAUCCUUUAUUAUCAUUAAAUAAUCCUUAUUGUUCAAUUACAUUAAGUACAAUUGUAUUUUAUUAUAUUGAUUUUAAAAAUAUAGAUGUUUUAAGUGAAGUAUUUAAUCAUUCGAAUGUUUUAGAAUCAAUUCAUAUUAUUUAUUGUUAUUAUUUAGAUUCUAAAUUUAUUCGACAAAUUAAUAAUAUUACAAAACCAUUUAAAUUGAAAACUUUAUUUUUGGAUGAAAUGAAUGAAUCAUUAGAACCAUUAAUACAAAAGUCUGGCAAUUAUUUAGAAAACCUUGGAGUUGGUCACUAUAAAUCACAAAAGUUACUACAAUUAAUUAUAAAGUAUUGUAGUAAAAUUAAAUUUUUGGUUCCUACUUGGCCAGAUAAUCAGAGUAUUUAUUCAGUAUUCAAUUUAAUUGAAAAUAUUAACCAAAAUCUUAAUUAUCUUUUAAUUGAUGCCCUUGCUAUUAGUUAUAAUGAUAAUUAUCAUUCUAGUUCAAUUAUAUUACAAAAUUUAGGACAAAUUCUUCCUUUUAAAUUAGAAUAUUUGAAUUUACAUCUUAGAAUUAAUACAAAUGAUUUAGAAAUAUUCUUAAAAAAUUCUCAAAAUGUUUUUGUUAAAAAAUUGUUAAUUAGAAAUACAAAGAAUGAAGAAAGUCAAGAUAUUUUCCCAUAUAUAAAAGAAUAUAUUAUGAAAAAGAAACGAGUUAAAUAUUUGGCUAUUACAGAAAAUUAUAGAGGAAAAAAUGAAUUCUUGAUUUCUUUGAAAGAUAAAGUAAAAGAAUUUGAAUUAUAUGAUAUUCAAGUUCUAAAUUAUGAAGAUUUGAUUAUUAACAUUUAUGAUCUUAUACAAGAAAUUUACUAUUAA
This is a messenger RNA of Rhizophagus irregularis DAOM 181602=DAOM 197198, 1734 nucleotides long. RefSeq lists its product as uncharacterized. NCBI's taxonomy places the organism in Eukaryota, Fungi, Glomeromycota, Glomeromycetes, Glomerales, Glomeraceae. The record is from RefSeq and is a predicted model, not a curated record.